GGUCUCCGGAGAUCUUCGGCUAUCUUCGUCAGAACCGAGCCCUACGUACUGCUAGGGUCACAUGACGCGACUAGCUCCGCAGCGUGAGCUCAGCUUUCUACUGCCCGGUAGCUAUAAAACAUUUCUGAUGCUAACUAACACUUGCGUCUGAAUAUUGAUAUCCUCCGACUUAGAAAAGUAGCUUUACCUCACGACGCAGUAUUUUGUAGAAGCCUAGUCUAAGAGCUAUACAACACAGAGCCGCGCUUUUGGAAAUAUUUUGGACAUUUUUUCUCUGCUAGCUAGCCAAGGUUAGCGCGUUAGCUAACAAUAACAGUAACAUCAACAUGAACAUCGACAACGUAAAUCAGUCUGUCACAACUGGAGUGCCAUCUACGACGUCUUCAACUUCAAGUAAUUGUAUUGCAAAUGAUAAUGCAACAACCAACGUCAGCAGCAUCCCUUCGGUCACCAGUAAUGCUUCCACAUCAGCCGCCAUGGUGACACCAUCAGCAGACACAUCUGUCUCCAACGGCGUCUAUGUGCCUGGUGGCAUCACCAAUGGAGAUCUAAAACCUGCCCUUUCUACCACGCCCCUGGCAGAUUUCCUCAUGCAGCUGGAAGAGUACACUCCCACAAUUCCUGAUGCAGUUACAGGGUACUACCUCAACCGGGCUGGCUUUGAGGCGUCUGAUCCAAGAAUAAUCCGUCUGAUCUCCCUUGCUUCUCAGAAGUUUAUCUCAGACAUUGCCAAUGAUGCGCUGCAGUACUGUAAAAUGAAGGGCACUGCCUCAGGAAGCUCAAGGAGUAAGACAAAGGACAAGAAGUACACUCUGACUAUGGAAGACCUAACUCCUGCCCUCUCAGAAUAUGGUGUCAAUGUCAAGAAACCAUAUUACUUCACAUAGAACCGUCUUUGUUUGAGGCUGUUUGCUUUUGCUAGGUUUAUCUCCCUGCUGACCGACUAGUCUGUUAACACCUUUAUUGUUAAAUGGUUUUUUUGAUCACAGUGCUUCAGUACAGCUUUGACAACUCUUUGUACUCACUUUGCCAUUUGUUUUUUUUUUGUGGAGCCACUUAGGGUUAUGUUAAAUUGUAAC
Messenger RNA from Xiphias gladius (swordfish), 1079 nucleotides. RefSeq names its product TAF10 RNA polymerase II, TATA box binding protein (TBP)-associated factor (gene taf10). Bases 327 to 887 code for a protein of 186 amino acids. Gene Ontology annotation, molecular function: RNA polymerase II general transcription initiation factor activity; promoter-specific chromatin binding. Gene Ontology annotation, cellular component: SAGA complex; nucleus; transcription factor TFIID complex. The record is from RefSeq and is a predicted model, not a curated record. NCBI's taxonomy places the organism in Eukaryota, Metazoa, Chordata, Actinopteri, Istiophoriformes, Xiphiidae. Gene Ontology annotation, biological process: transcription initiation at RNA polymerase II promoter. The transcript is spliced from 5 exons.